AUGGAGCACCUGGAGCCUGUGGUAAAAUCGGAAACGGAUAACUCGCAUGUGGCGACUCCUCCGGCUGAUGUGGAGGAUAAGCCUGAGGUUUCCGUUCCUGAGAAUUCAACCGUUCAAGUGCCCGAGGGUCCUUUUGAGCCGAGCACCAUACUUGACCUUCCAGGCAUGUCCCUGGACAAGUUGGCAAUUAUUGAAGGGCAACUAGCUAGUGAAUUUGCCUCUCUUUCGAAAGAUUUCGUUGACGCCCGAGCCGCAAGAACUGAUUAUUUGCUUAAAAUUAUAGACAAGCUGAUUUCGGCUGCUGAGAAAUAUGACCGUGAGUGGAGCAAGAUUUACGGCAAGGAGACGAAAGAUAUUGAAAAAGUUAUAGCUGCGCCAGAGCAUUACUUGUUAGGCUUAUCGAGGGAAAAGUAUAGUGAUGACAACUUGAACACGGUUUUAUCACUGAUUGUGGCUCCUAGGGACCUAGACGACAUUGCAGCACGUAAUGACCAGCUUCCGUUUGCCAAAUACUUUAAAAAGAUCUCUGAGCCUUACGAAGCUCAGCUUAAUGCUCUGCGGAACCAUUACGAUUAUCAAAACUCCUUGAUUAAUAAUAAUGUCGAAAGAUACCAAGAGAUUAUCUGGGAACAAUAUCUUCAAGAUAUGCUUGAUCGCCGCAGCGAUCUUAUAGACAAAACGCACCAGCAGCUCACUCAGCUCUACGAAGAAUAUUAUGGGGUACAGGGGAAUAGAAUGGCGGCAAAAGAUUGGAACUUCUACUACAGGUCGGUGGUAUCUACCCAUGAGAUGGGUGAAUCUGACCCUAAUCUGCAAGCUAGACUAAAGCGUGAAAACAUCGAUUCCUAUUAUGAUAUUGACAAUCGCUAUUUCAAAAAGAAUAAGAUCCAGUUGACAAAGACCAAGUUGGAUGCACUCGAUGAGUGGAAAGAAUUCGAGGCUCAGCAGCGGAGCCGUACCAUACCUCAAUGUGAAAAGGCCAAAGUCAAGCUCACCACCUGUGAAGGUCUUUCGCAAGAUGAAGUUGAUGACGAUAUUUUGGCCCUACGUAGCAGCAGGCUGCACGGAAAUGCCGUGAAGAGCGUUGAAACGCCAAACACAAAGACUGUGGGUGAUACCAGUACUUCUGUUAAUCAGGAACAUGAAUUACAUUCACCUGUUAAGAAGGAAGCAACCAUACCACAUGCAUAG
Messenger RNA from Candidozyma haemuli, 1191 nucleotides. RefSeq lists its product as uncharacterized. The record is from RefSeq and is a predicted model, not a curated record. NCBI's taxonomy places the organism in Eukaryota, Fungi, Ascomycota, Pichiomycetes, Serinales, Metschnikowiaceae. The transcript has a single exon. Bases 1 to 1191 code for a protein of 396 amino acids.